Tachyglossus aculeatus (Australian echidna) is the source of this 3783-nucleotide messenger RNA. RefSeq names its product ADAM metallopeptidase with thrombospondin type 1 motif 1 (gene ADAMTS1). The record is from RefSeq and is a predicted model, not a curated record. NCBI's taxonomy places the organism in Eukaryota, Metazoa, Chordata, Mammalia, Monotremata, Tachyglossidae. Gene Ontology annotation, cellular component: extracellular matrix. Gene Ontology annotation, biological process: extracellular matrix organization; proteolysis. Gene Ontology annotation, molecular function: zinc ion binding; metalloendopeptidase activity.
CGCCGGGGCUGCCCAGGCCCGGCCCCCGGUGAUGCCCGCCGGGGCUGCCCAGGACCAGGCCCUGGUGGUGCCCGAAAUCCUGCCCGGUCCGGAGGGGCCCGGGGGUCCCCGGCGGGUGCGGCUGGACGCCUUCGGGCAGCGGGUGGAGCUGAGCCUGCGGCCGGACCGCAGCUUCCUGGCGCCGGGCCUGGCCCUGGGCACCGCGCCCCCCGCCGCCUCCUCCCGCCUGGCCGGCUGCUUCUAUUCGGGCACGGUGGAGGGCGUCGAGGACUCGGCCGUGGCGCUCAGUAUGUGCGGGGGCCUGCGGGGCGCCUUCUCCCUGCGCGGGGACCAAUUCACCAUCCAGCCCGCCCGCCCGGGACAUCCUCGGGGCCCGGACUCUGUGCUACACGUGCUGCGGCGACGCCGGCCCGGAGCCCCCAAGUGCGGGGUGACGGAGCCCUGGAGGGCACAGGACUGGCACCGCAACCGGACCCGUCCCCUGGACCCCUCUCCGGCCUCCGAGCCCCACCCGGGGGCCGGACACGUCCGGAGAAAGCGCUUCGUGUCCAGCCACCGCUACGUGGAGACGCUGCUGGUGGCCGACCAGUCCCUGGCGGACUUCCACGGCGAGGGGCUGCAGCACUACCUGCUGACCCUUUUCUCGGUGGCCGCGCGCCUCUACAAGCACCCCAGCAUCCGCAACUCCAUCAGCCUGGUGGCCGUCAAGAUCCUGGUGGUCCACGACGCCCAGCAGGGGCCGGAGGUCACCUCCAACGCGGCCAUGACCCUGAAGAAUUUCUGCAGCUGGCAGGCCCAGCACAACCAGCCCAACGACCGCCACCCGGAGCACUACGACACCGCCAUCCUCUUCACCAGACAGGACCUGUGCGGGGCCCAGACCUGCGACACCCUGGGCAUGGCGGACGUGGGCACGGUGUGCGACCCCAGCCGCAGCUGCUCCGUCAUCGAGGACGACGGCCUGCAGGCCGCCUUCACCACCGCCCACGAGCUAGGUCACGUGUUGAACAUGCCACACGACGAGGCCAAGCAGUGCGCCGGCAUGAACGGCGGCUCCAGUCGCGGCUCCCACAUGAUGGCGGCGAUGCUGUCCAGCCUGGACCGCGGGCAGCCCUGGUCGCCCUGCAGCGCUUACACCGUCACUUCCUUCCUGGACAACGGCCACGGGGAGUGUUUGCUGGACAAACCCCAGAAGCCUCUACGCCUGCCGUCCGACCUCCCGGGCACGCUGUACGAUGCCCACCGCCAGUGCCAGUUCACGUUCGGCGAGGAGUCCCUGCACUGCCCCGACGAAGGCAGCACGUGUGCCACGCUGUGGUGUACGGGCACCGCGGGCGGCGGCCUGCUCGUCUGCCAGACCAAGCACUUCCCCUGGGCCGACGGCACGGGCUGCGGCCCCGGAAAAUGGUGCCUCAACAGCAAGUGCGUGGACAAGCCCGACGGCGAGAAGCGCAGCGCACCGGUGCACGGCGGCUGGGGGGCCUGGGGCCCCUGGGGAGAGUGUUCCAGGACCUGCGGCGGGGGCGUCCAGUACACCUUCCGGGAGUGCGACCGCCCCGUCCCCCGCAACGGCGGAAAGUACUGCGAGGGACGGUGGGUUCAGUAUCGCUCCUGCAACAUCCAGGACUGCCCGGAUCACGGGGGGAGGACGUUCCGGGAAGAGCAGUGUGAAGCCCACAACGACCUGUCCAAGUCCCCCUUCGGGGGCGGGCCCGCGGUCGAGUGGACCCCCAAGUUCGCCGGCGUGUCCCCCAAGGACCGAUGCAAAUUGGUGUGUCGAGCCAAGGGCACUGGAUACUUCUUUGUCCUGCAGCCCAAGGUGGUGGACGGAACUCCCUGCAGCCCUGACUCCACUUCGGUCUGCGUGAGGGGCCAGUGUAUCAAAGCCGGCUGCGACCGCGUCAUCGGUUCCAGCAAGAAGUUCGACAAAUGCGGCAUCUGCGGCGGCAGUGGGGCCACCUGCAAGAAAGUGUCCGGGUCGCUGACCAACGCCAAGCCCGGCUACCAGGAUGUGGUGACCAUCCCGGCGGGGGCCACCAACAUCGAGGUGAAGCAGAGGAACCCCCACGGCUCCCGCACCCACGGCAGCUUCCUGGCCCUGAAGGCGGCCGACGGCUCCUACGUCCUCAACGGCGACUACACGCUGUCCACCCUGGAGCGGGACCUGACCUACCGGGGGAGCGUCCUCCUCUACAGCGGCUCCUCGGCCGCCCUGGAGCGCCUGCGCAGCUUCAGCCCCCUCAAGGAGCCCCUCACGGUCCAGGUGCUGACCGUGGGCGACGGCCCGCGGCCCAAAAUCAAGUUCAGCUACUUCAUCCAGCGUAAGAAGAAGGAGCCCUUCAACGCCAUCCCCACGCUGUCCGAGUGGGUCAUCGGGGAGUGGGGGGAAUGCUCGGCCACCUGCGGGCCGGGCACCCGGCGCCGGCCCGUGGCCUGCCGCGACCUCCGGGGCCGCCCCUCCUCGGACUGCCCGGCCGAGCUGCGGCCCGCGGCCGUCCGGCCCUGCGCCGCCGCCGCCGCCCCCUGCCCGCGCUGGCACCUCGGGGACUGGUCGCCCUGCUCCGCGUCCUGCGGGCGAGGGGUCCGCAAGCGGGCGGCGCGCUGCCUCGCCCCCGAGGGCGCCGAGCUGGCGCGGGAGAGCUGCGACCCGGCCCGCAGGCCCGGGCCCCUCCUCGACCUCUGCUCGGCCCCGGACUGCGGCUAGGGCGCGGCCGGGCCGCCGACGUCCGCUCCCCCAGGGGCCGUCGGCCCCGUGCCCACCGGGCCCGGCGGGGGACGGGAAGGGGCCGGGGGCCCGGCGGGGCUCACCUACCUCACGGACGCACGCGGGGAGGGUAACCACGGCGACCGCAGCAUCCGCUGGACCCGUAGCCGUCGGGCCCGCCCUAGCGACACCGGUACCCUCUCCGGCCGUGAUCACCGCGACACCUGCCUCCUCCUUGGGCACCCCGGUGGCACUGUACCCUCGCCGACCAUGGCGUCUGCCACACACCCGGCAACCCCGGCGAGCUCGCCAACUGUGGGCCCCGCGGAAGCCGGGAUGACCGUAGAAGGAAGCCGAGGUGCCCGCUGUACCCCUGGCAGCUGGAAUCACCUCGACGCCUCCCCGGCGAACGGGAUGCCCACCGGGCCCGCAGCCGCCACGGAGGUCCACGCGUCCACGCUGACCGCCGUCCUCGGGGGGCACCCACCGCAACAGCCGAGGACGGCGGCACCCCGCAACUUCCACCGUGCCCCGAAUGUGCCCUCCGGGGACCCCCUGGCUCUGCCUCUGAAAUUCGGGGUCUCUCCAGCGGAAGGGGGAGCGAAUCCUUCAACGGACCGUGGUCCCUGGGGCCGUGUCGGGGUGAAGCGGGCAUCUUCACCAGGCCCCCUCUCCCUCCCUCGGGCAGCGGGCACCGUGCCACCCUCGGGGCGAGGGUGAGGGGGACUCUCUCAGCAGCGGCGGUCCCGGCUGGGGGCCAGCAGAUCAACUGCCAGCCGGGCGACGGCCGGCCCCCCUCGGCCCGGGGCGGGGGCCGAGGCCGUCCACACUCGUGGAGUCCAACGCGUACCUCUAGGUCGGGGGCCGUACUUUAUAAGUAUUCAGCGACCACCCUUUUCCUUCCACGAAGGAUCGUAUUUGUCAUAAGGAAUGCAUAUAAUGAACGUAUUUAUUUUUAUACUUCUCGUCUAACGCGAUCUUCUAAGUUAUCACUUUUUUUUUCAAGGGGCGUAUACUGAGAAUAGAGUAUUUAUACUGGCUAUGUUACUAGAGGUAAUAAAAGGACACUAUGGACUUGG